Austrofundulus limnaeus is the source of this 6190-nucleotide messenger RNA. RefSeq names its product glutamate receptor ionotropic, NMDA 2B. The record is from RefSeq and is a predicted model, not a curated record. Gene Ontology annotation, molecular function: ligand-gated monoatomic ion channel activity; signaling receptor activity. Lineage: Eukaryota; Metazoa; Chordata; Actinopteri; Cyprinodontiformes; Rivulidae. Gene Ontology annotation, biological process: monoatomic ion transport. Gene Ontology annotation, cellular component: membrane.
UAAUCAGACGAAGGAGACAGGGAUCUACAUCAAGCGCUGCUGUAAGGGAUUUUGCAUUGACAUCUUGAAGAAAAUCGCCAAGUCAGUCAAAUUUACGUACGACCUUUACUUGGUCACUAAUGGAAAACACGGCAAGAAGAUCAACGGAACCUGGAACGGCAUGGUGGGAGAGGUGGUGUUAAAAAAUGCCCACAUGGCUGUCGGAUCCUUGACUAUCAACGAGGAGAGGUCAGAGGUCAUCGACUUUUCUGUCCCUUUCAUCGAGACAGGAAUUAGUGUCAUGGUUUCCCGCAGUAAUGGCACCGUGUCUCCCUCAGCGUUCUUAGAGCCCUUCAGCGCAGAUGUGUGGGUGAUGAUGUUCGUCAUGCUGCUGCUGGUGUCAGCAGUGGCUGUGUUUGUGUUUGAGUACUUCAGCCCUGUGGGCUACAACCGCUGUCUGGCUGAUGGCAAAGAGCCUCACGGUCCAUCGUUCACCAUCGGGAAGGCCAUCUGGCUGUUGUGGGGUUUGGUGUUCAACAACUCUGUGCCCGUACAAAACCCAAAAGGCACCACCAGUAAAAUCAUGGUUUCAGUAUGGGCUUUUUUUGCUGUCAUUUUCCUGGCCUCCUACACUGCCAACCUGGCUGCUUUCAUGAUCCAGGAGGAGUAUGUGGACCAGGUUACUGGUCUCUCUGACAAAAAGUUCCAAAGCCCCAACGAUUUUUCACCUCCAUUUCGGUUUGGCACGGUCCCCAACGGGAGCACAGAGAGGAAUAUUAGGAACAACUACCCAGAAAUGCACUCCUACAUGACAAAGUUCCAUCAGAGGAACGUCAACGAAGCACUGCAGAGUCUGAAGGCCGGCAAAUUAGAUGCUUUCAUUUAUGACGCGGCCGUACUGAACUACAUGGCUGGCAGGGACGAGGGCUGUAAGCUGGUGACCAUCGGCAGCGGCUACAUCUUUGCCACCACGGGGUACGGCAUUGCCAUCCAGAAGGAGUCGCUGUGGAAGAGACACGUGGACCUGGCCAUCCUGCAGCUUUUUGGAGACGGUGAGAUGGAGGAGCUGGAGUCUCUGUGGCUGACGGGGAUCUGCCACCACGAGAAGAACGAGGUGAUGUCCAGCCAGUUGGACGUGGACAACAUGGCCGGCGUCUUCUACAUGCUCGGCGCCGCCAUGGCUCUUUCUCUCAUCACGUUCAUCUGCGAGCACUGGUUCUACUGGCAGCUGCGCUUCUGCUUCAUGGGCGUGUGCUCCGGGCGGCCCGGUUUCGUCUUCACAGUCAGCAGGGGUAUAUACAGCUGUAUUCAUGGAGUGCAGAUUGAAGAAAAGAGCAGUUCUGCGUUGAACUCCCCAUCAGCCACCAUGAAUAACACCCAUUCCAACAUCAUGCGCCUCUUACGCACCGCCAAGAACAUGGCUUCCCUGUCGGGUGUGAACGGCUCACCCCACAGCGCUCUGGACUUCAUUCGCCGCGAAUCUUCUGUAUAUGACAUCUCUGAGCACCGCCGCAGCUUGGCAGGCCACUCUGACUGCAAACCUCCAUACAUGCCAGAGGACAACAUGUUCAGUGACUACAUCAAUGAGGUGGAAAGGACGUUUGGCAACCUACAUCUAAAGGACAGUAACCUGUACCAGGACCACUACCUACACCACCACGGCUCAACUCUAGGCCUCACUGGGCCUCCUCCCAACAGGCCCCACAGUUUGGGCAGUGGUAGUUCUCUGGAGGGGGGCAUGUUCGAUUGUGACAGCCUUGGUGGAGGGGUUGCGCCUAUCUUUACCACCCAGCCCUGCUCAGCACUGACCCACAGGAACAUGAGCAAGUUUGACCUCUUGUCCGGACAGACUCCUCCCUCAGGCCAGAGCUUCAAGGGAGGUCUGCCGGACUUGUAUGGGAAAUUCUCCUUCAAGGGAGGUGCUUCAAGUUCCACCUACAUCCCCGGACAAGGUUACUGUGCGGGGAGAGGAGAGGAAGAUGGGAAUAUACGAUCAGAUGUCUCAGAUAUUUCUACACACACAGUAACCUACGGGAAUCUGGAGGGUAACGCCAAGAAGCGCAAACAGUACCGAGACAGUUUGAAAAAGAGGCCGGCCUCUGCAAAGUCCAGACGGGAGCUUGACGAGAUUGAGCUGGGAUACAGGAGAAAACCUUAUCACAUCAGCCACCACCACUACCACAGUCAACGCUCUGCCUCUCCACCUCUCCUACCCUCUGAACGCAAGAGAGGUGGUGGAGGGGGGAACAAUAACGGGAGCUCAUAUCUUUUCCGAGAAAAGGAGAGUGUGAGGGACUUUUACUUGGACCAGUUUCGGCCCAAAGAGGGCGUCCCUCAGUGGGAACAUGUGGACUUGACAGAAGGCCCAGGAAGUAGAGAUGGGGGUGUAUCAACCUGCACUUCCUUGGUACCUGUGGAUGACUUUCUUAAGAGCAAGCCCAAGAAGUCGGAUUCAAAGAGUGGGGGAGGAUCUGGGCUGGCAGGGGGAGAGUGGGAGUGCAGAAACUGUCGGGCUAGUGUGGCAGGUGGGGGCAAGCAGAUGUCCAUUCAUGGCRGUGGUGGCUAUGGUGGGGGUAUGAGCUGUGGGUCCUCAGGGGGUGGAGGUAACAGCCGGCCCAGCUCUGCGACCUGCAUGCGUUGCGAAGGUUGUAAAAAGACAGGAAAUUUGUACGAUAUCAGCGAGGACAACAACCACUCCUUGGAACAAAUGGGGGGUGGGAAUGAAGGAGUGGUAGGCUGCAUGGCCCCAGGCCCCCAGUCUCAAUCUCAGGUCCAGCAGAGGAGGAAGAGCGGAGGGUUCGGGAAGCAGCUGAGGCGGCAACAUUCUUACGACACAUUUGUGGACCUUCAGAAGGAGGAAUCAGGUGGAAUGGGAAGUUUGAUGGGAGGUUUGGGAGGAGGUGGAGGGAUAAGUGGACCAAAUUUGGGAGGAAUGCUGCCCCCACCAAGAAGUGUUAGCUUGAAGGAGAAAGAACGCUACAUGGAAGGUAACAGCCCCUUUGCACACAUAUUUGAGCGCCACGGGGGCUCUGAGAGAGAAAGAGAAAGGGACAGAGACCCAUUGUUUUAUGGAGGUGAGAGCCAGAAAGGACCUGGCUCACCGUUCGGCCUGUUCAGAAGCGGUGAGGGCCUCCAUCGCCGCUCCAUCGGAGAAAGAGACAUGAGAGACAGGUCUUUGAUGGAAGGAGGAGGUGGGGCAGCAUUCUCUUUAUCCAAAUCUCUUUACCCAGACAGGGUAAACCAAAACCCCUUUAUUCCCACCUUUGGUGAUGAUCAGUGUCUGAUGCACGGAGCCAAACAAUAUUACAUGACAAAGCAACAGCAACAAAUUGCCACAAACAGCCGAAGUGACUUCAGGGGUCAGAUGAGUGCUGGAUCGUAUAUGCCAGCGUCUGCCACAGCCGGGGGGAUGUCCAGUGUGUCCCCCCGGUUCCCAAAAGAGCUCAGUUUCAGUGGGAUGAACCAUCAUGGCUCCAUGUUAGGGGUCGGCCCCCCACGUCCCUUCAACGGAAGCAAUGGCCAUGUGUACGAAAAACUCUCCAGUAUUGAGUCUGACGUGUGAAAGACAAACCGCAAGGAGGAGGAGUGCAAUAGAGGUACAGUAUCAAGCAUUAGGAGAUCAGGGCUAUUUCUUUAAACACUGUAGACACAAAACAGCCCACAGGGAGACAGGAAGAUGUUGGGGGGAGACUGGAAGGUUUUGUUUCUAAAAGUAUUAGAGUGAGGGAAAUUGAUGAUAAAAAAAAUCAGGACAUCCUGAGGAGGUUUGGGGAUGCCAACCUUCUCUGAUAAAAUGGCCAAAGCUACUCUACCUUACAUCCAUAUAAAGUCAAUAAACAUUCCAAAUACCCUCCAAUCCAAGUCCUAUCAUUUUCUCCACCAGUGUUUUAGUAGUCACWGCAUCUUAGUUUGCUCGUGACCGUAUGGUGUGAGGUGAUGGCAGUCCGAAGGCUCCCGCUGAGUGCAUGUGAGGAAAUACAGUGAAAGCGAGGAGACAGAAGCGAACUCUCCAUCUGCUCCUGCGUUUCUGCAGAAAGUAGAUGUUUUUCCCCAUUCGCCCAAGUCACAACACAGGUCACCGCUCUUCACCCGUCCUCUUCUUCUCAGCGCCCGUUUCUCCUCCUCAUUCCCAACACCUAAAGAGCUGUUUGUUAUCAAAAAUACAAUCAUGAAUGAUAAUAAGAUAUUCUUAUAGAAAACAGGGUACAAGAACAACAAUAACAUGAAUAACAGACAUUUUUGCUGAUUAUGGUACUACUGUUUUAAGGCAUCAGUAAGUUUUUUUUAUUCUGUUGGUAUAAUAUUUUACUACUUUCUAAGUAUCUGUAGUUGUGUAUUUGUCUGCUAACAGUGGCGGCAGAAAAGUUGUUUUUGUUGUUAUCCUACAAGCCAGAAGGACUGAGGUCUCUAAGUUGUGUUUUUCUGUUAAACAUUUUACUCCAUACUCAUUCAUGUAUUUGCUUCUUUUUGAAACGCUGGAUCUCAAAGACACACUUGAUGCUGAGAGAUCCUUAAAGACAUUAUAAACCAAGCUCACACAUCCGGACUGAAACACACACACACAGUUUUUGUCAGUCUGAACUUGUGUUACUGUGAACAACAGAAGCUGAAGCUGCUGAGUGGAAGGAUGUGCCUUAGUGGUCUCCAGUGGAAGUGUCCUCCAGUUCACAAGUGGAGGGACCGGUGGGCUUUCACGCUGCUUGGUGUUCUUAUCACAAUUGAGCCAAAACCGCAUUAGAAGUCAACAGCAGGCCACUGCUGCUGGUUUCAACACAAGAUGCUGUUUAGGAUCUUUUAUAUCUUCGUAAAACUAUUUCAUAAGUCAGGAAUGGGGAGUGUUUUAUGAACUAAGUGUAUUCAGGAUACACAACGUGACACAUCAACCACUUCCCUUACUCAGCCUCGCUUUAGUUUUCUAUUAAAGGCAUUCAUUUGAACUACCAUAAGCAGUCUGGGAGGCUCAUACAGCAAGCUUUGUUUUGACUGUGUAAGAUUAAUAUUAUGCACUGUCACUUACGUAGGAGAAAUGUUUAAAAAAACGUGUAGGAGAAGCGUUGCUAUCCCACGACUGUAAAAAGCCGAGCUAUGGAGGCUUCUUAAACACAAGCAAAGGCUUCAGGAAAGUGGUUAUCUCAUGAAAGUUUUUUUUAUUAUUAUUACUUGGACUGUUGUAUAUAGUGUGUUUAACAGAAGAGGCCUCAUUUAUUGCACAGGACCUUUUUAUUCAAUGUAGGUUCAGGCACUCAGUAGACAUGCCUUAUCGUCUCAUCACCCCUGACCUGCUCCUCAAGCCGUCUGGUGAUGACUCAUCACGACCCGACUGCRGGGGGGGGCUUCUAUUAGAGAUCUGAAGGUUUCGUCUUUGAUUUGUUGGUUUUACAAGUUCAAGGGCUGAAGGAGAUUGUGCAGAAGUGCUGGCCACAGUACAGAGCUGUGAGAAUAUGUGGAAAACAAUGUUCGCUGACUGAACCCCGAUACAAAUUCACCCUCACUGAGAGUUGGCUAAUAUGUUUGUGCACAUAGACAGAAACUAAAUGUCUGAGCUUCUAGGCAUGGGCCUGUUUCUUAUUCUAGAUAAAGUAAUCAAUGAUUUCAAUAAAAUCCUGUUAUUCUUUUAUUUCCAUUACCAAUUUCUUUUAUAGUCAUUUGAUUAUUUAGAGAGAUUAAAAACAAUAUCUUAUCUGUUGUAGAUAACUCUUCGAAUAAUCUCAGUUUGGAAAAAAUGUUUGAUUCUUGAUGAGCUAGUCCAAGCUUGGCUUGCUGAUCUCAUAAUCUUUGCAUGUUGUAACAAUUCAUGAAAACACCUUUGAUAAACUUUUACAUCAUUAUUUAAUUAUUUUUAUAUUUCUGACGCAAGCUGCACCAGAAGUGCUGAAGUUAGCUGCUGCUAAGUAUUCCACUUCUCAAUAACCACAAAAGUGUGUAUAAAUAACAAUAGAAUGUGAAAUAGGUGGUGUUGUGAAGGUUAACAAAAAAAACUUUUGCAUAAAUUCUUUUGAAAUGCUUAGAACUAGUGUUGUAUUGAGAUGGCAACUUUGAUUUUUACUGCUUUGAGACGAGCAGUUAUCCCUAAUUUACACUACUUGCGUUCCRUCUCCGCUCCGCUGCGGUCCGAUCUCCGCGGCAAAUACGCACUCAUUAUAAUCAAUGAGAGUGUUUACACUGGCUGCACACGGGUGCGCAGGGCGGCGGUGAGCAGACGGCGGUCCGU